AUGACUACCGUCGCGCAGAAGAAAAAGCCCUACUUCGGGUUAACAGGGGGAUGGCUGACCUUCUGGAUUACGGUGGCAUGCGCAACCGAUAUGACCUUGUUCGGUUACGACCAAGGAGUCUUCAUCCACGACCUGGUCGGGCCUACGAAGACAACGAUGCUAUCCACGGUGACGGCGAUAUAUGAUAUCGGGUGUUUCUUCGGGGCGCUUGUCGCAUUCACUAUUGGUGAGCAUCUGGGCCGGAAGAAAGCUAUCCUGCUGGGGACUACGAUCAUGGCAGUGGGAGGUAUUCUUCAGGCGAGUUCGUUCAGUCUGGCGCAGAUGUUCGUUGGCCGGAUCGUGUUAGGUCUUGGAAACGGAAUAAACACCGCCACAGCCCCAAUCUGGCAGACCGAAACCUCCCAAACGAAAUGGCGCGGAAAGCUAGUAAUCCUAGAUAUGAUGAUGAACAUCGCCGGCUUCUGCCUCGUCAACUGGAUCAACUACGGGCUAUCAUUUGCCGGCGGCUCCGUAGCCUGGCGAUUCCCCCUCGCCUUCCAGUUCUUCUUCUUCUUCAUUCUAUGGGGUACAACGCCCUGGCUACCAGAGUCUCCUCGCUGGCUCCUCGCGCACGGCAAAGAAGAAGAAGCAAUCUCAGUCCUCAGCUGCCUCGAAGCAAAACCCACCAACGACCCAGCCGUCAUAACCCAACGCAACGAAAUCGCCUUCAGCAUCCAAUACGAGCGACAGAACGCCAUGCGCUGGCGCGACCUCCUCAAGAAAGACAAGAAAAACGACACCAAGACCCUGCGCCGACUCCUCCUCGGCGUGGGCUCCCAGUUCAUGCAGCAGUUCGGCGGUAUCAACAUCAUGUCGUAUUACAUGCCGACUGUACUGACGAAAUCGGUUGGGCUGCCGGAGGAAAUGGCGCGAUUGUUGUCUGCUUGCAACGCCGUCUCGUAUCUGAUUUUCGCGGGGAUCGCUGUGCUUUUGAUUGAGCGGAUGGGGCGUCGUGGGUUGAUGCUGCUGUCGACUUUUGGGCAGUUCGUGUGCUUCCUUGUUAUUACGGUUCUGCUGAGGUAUUCUGAGACUAGUGAGGACGGGAGUGUGUAUGGUAAUGCCUCGGUCGCGUUUUUCUUUCUUUAUUAUGGCGCUUUCGGGAUUGGGAUGCUGGGCGUGCCUUGGUUGUAUCCUACUGAGAUUAACUCCCUGCCGAUGCGGACGAAGGGGGCGGCGGCGGCUACUGCUACGGACUGGAUUACGAACUUCAUCGUUGUGGAGAUCACCCCGAUCGGGAUUCAGAAUAUUGGGUGGAAGUUUUGGAUUGUCUGGAUGGUGUCUAAUGCUGUUUUCCUGCCUAUCCUCUACUUCUUCUACCCGGAGACUGCCAACCGGAGUCUUGAGGAUCUUGAUGCCUAUUACCGCACCAACCCAUCGUUGAUUGUGACUGGAGAUCCGGAUACCAUUUGUCGAAAACGCCCGCAGAAAUACAUUGACCGUGAAGACGAGGAGUUCGAGAGAACGGCUGUUAGUAAGGGGGUUAUGCCUGUCGAGACAGCAGAGCACGAGCACGUGGAAUGGAUCGAGGGAGAGGGGCAGUGA
Messenger RNA from Penicillium psychrosexuale, 1581 nucleotides. RefSeq lists its product as uncharacterized. Bases 1 to 1581 code for a protein of 526 amino acids. The record is from RefSeq and is a predicted model, not a curated record. Lineage: Eukaryota; Fungi; Ascomycota; Eurotiomycetes; Eurotiales; Aspergillaceae. The transcript has 8 exons. Gene Ontology annotation, molecular function: carbohydrate:proton symporter activity. Gene Ontology annotation, biological process: transmembrane transport; carbohydrate transport. Gene Ontology annotation, cellular component: membrane.